AUGUGGCCCCCCGACUUCCCGGACUUCCUGGCCAGGCAGGCGCUGCGGCACUUCAAGAACGGCCGGGCGGGCGAGCUCCUGGCCCCGGACCCCAACUGCACCUCGGGGAACUUCGCCCUCCUGAGCUCGGAGGAGGAGACCAGUUGCCAAUUGCGCGUCGCCGCUACAGUCGAAGCUGCACUUGCGGACGAGAGUUUUGAUUCCAGCGGCUGGAAGCUCAAGGACUCUCGAAACAUUAAGAUGGGUGCCGUCAUGGGUGGUGGGUUCAUCAUCGGCGGAGUCGUAGGAGGCCCCAUCGGCGCAGUGAUUGGAGGGGGGCUCUCUACCGCCGCGGUGGGAGUGAGCUCGCUGUACAAGUACCUCAUCAGGCAGAAGGACAUGGACCUCAGCGCGAGCGAGAAGAUCUUCGAGAAGCUCCGCUGCAUGAGCAUCUUCAAGACCUGCAAAGGUGACGUCCUCGUCCCGAAGGGGCGGUCGUGCCCGGAGCUCUGA
Molecule: messenger RNA, 492 nt
Organism: Prorocentrum cordatum
Lineage: Eukaryota; Dinophyceae; Prorocentrales; Prorocentraceae
Source: the annotation of a GenBank genome assembly